Molecule: messenger RNA, 225 nt
Organism: Paracoccidioides lutzii Pb01
Exons: 3
Coding region: 1-225 (74 amino acids)
Source: RefSeq, a predicted model, not a curated record
AUGAUUGCUGGGUCGUGGGCUGCAUUCUUAGUUGUGGAUGAGGCCCAUCUGCAAGUUGGCAUCCCAGUGUUAUUCAGCGGCGAAAUUGUGCACGUAGCCGCUUUUGGCGCCAUAAUUACAUGGGGCUGGGGGGAUUUACAGGAGUUAGAUAAGGAGAUCCUUAACGUCAGCACGCUUACAGAGAUGGUGGUGGACAGUGGUGGUGAUGGGGAUUGGGGAUGGUGA